Uranotaenia lowii is the source of this 3177-nucleotide messenger RNA. RefSeq names its product protein sister of odd and bowel (gene sob). Gene Ontology annotation, cellular component: nucleus. Gene Ontology annotation, molecular function: DNA-binding transcription factor activity, RNA polymerase II-specific; RNA polymerase II transcription regulatory region sequence-specific DNA binding. The record is from RefSeq and is a predicted model, not a curated record. Bases 894 to 2216 code for a protein of 440 amino acids. Lineage: Eukaryota; Metazoa; Arthropoda; Insecta; Diptera; Culicidae. The transcript has 2 exons. Gene Ontology annotation, biological process: regulation of transcription by RNA polymerase II; embryonic hindgut morphogenesis; embryo development.
CAGGCUCGAGGAACGAGAAACUCGAGAAAUACACGGCAGCAGCAGCACGCGAGUACCAAGAAGGGGCCCAUCCACGGCACAGUGUCUAUAUCAUAGAAGAGAAAAAGUUCAUGUAUCAGUAUGCAGCGCAAUACGGUAGACAGCAGAACUACACGAAAGUCGGUGACGCGGAUUUGAGUGAGACCAGCAGCCAGCCAGUCACGGUCUCCGGUACCUGAAAGUCACAAGUGCGCCUUCUGCUAAACCGGGGGUGCAAAGUUUUCUGCUCGUGUGUGCGUCGUGUUUCCUUUUUUAUGCCAGGACACUUCCGGGAAAUCCAAUUGGAAUCCAUUGGGAACAUUAAUUAGUCCUGCGCAGUAGUACGCAAUAGCGCUCGCUCAACAAUUCGGUGCGUGCGUAGGUGUGAGAGUGAUUUGAAAAAAGGAGUGCCCCGCAAAACAAUCGUCACACUGAGUGACAUACGAAUGCAGUUAAGUUUUGAUGAGAGUGAGACUUCGUUAUCAUCUGACAACAUUUGAUAAGCUCUUGUCGACAGGAUUUGUUUGAUCUUGCCGCCCCCCCUAGAGUGUUGUAAGCGUGAAUAAGCGGCAAUGCGCGCGUGGUUCGAGUAAACAAUAAGAGAACGUGAGUGCAAAUAGACCUCGGCUUGAAGUGAGGUGCGUCAAAAAUCCUGCCACACUGAGAGCCCCGAAAGCCAAAGUGAAUCAAAUUCAAGUCGCUUAUGAACGUUGAUUGUGUUUUAUGUCGGCACUUAUAUUUUAAAACGAUGAGAUCAUAACUCUACCCGGCGAUUGAGGUUUUGAUUAAUUGGAAUCAAUUUGAGACGUUUAAUAGUGGCUACGACGACGGCUUGAUAAAUUUAUUCAAGCGAACCGCGAGAGAGUCGUUGAUAGAUGUUAUUGAAAGCCAUCGGUGGUCGAGUGAUGGAACAAUCGAAUGAGUCAGCCGCCACUGCUGCUGCUGCAGCUAAUAGUGUGGCACGAAGCUCGGCUCAACCCGGAGACUUUGCAGCUGCCGCCGCCGUCGUGUUAACGCUGCAGAACACGAUGGUAACGAGCUUACAACAAGCUGCCCUUAUGCCGGCCAACUCGGCAGCUGCAGCUGCCUUGAACCUUCAGGCACUCGAGUCAUAUCUCACGUUGCAAAGAAUCACCGGCAAGUCGGAUGUUCUCCGCCUUACAAAUCGUACUCCGUUGCCCUCGAUGCCGUUAACCUCUUCCUCGACUGCAACCUCUUCAACCUCCAAUCACCCCUCGGAAGACAUCCUCAUGGACACUCAACCCUCCAUGCAGCAUCUGCUGCAAAACAACGAUCUAUCCGACGAACUCCCGAUCCUCGAUCAGGACGAAGAUCUCAACUUUGACGACCCGAUGCAGGACUCCGACGGCAAUAAUUCCCUCGACAGUGGCUAUCCCAGUCUAGUCCUCAAUGCGGCAUUCCAUCAGCAAAUGAGUGCCGACAAAUACAAAACGCUGGCGGCCGGAAGUUCCAGCUCCACAGCCUUGGGCCUAGCGGCUAGUUUGGUUGCAAACUCGGUUGCUGCUGCAGCAGCCAACAAAAAAUCCACAACACCAACAGCCACAGCAACCACCAGCUCCACGUCCACCUCAACUCAACAACAGCAACAAGCCUCAAUGGUAGCCGCGGCGGCGGCGGCUGGACAGCGGCCAAAGAAGCAAUUUAUUUGUCAGUUUUGCCAACGCCAGUUUACCAAGUCCUACAACCUGCUCAUUCACGAGCGAACCCACACCGACGAGCGGCCCUACUCGUGCGAUAUCUGCGGCAAAGCCUUCCGGCGGCAGGACCAUCUGCGGGAUCAUCGAUACAUUCACUCCAAGGAGAAACCUUUCAAGUGUCUGGAAUGCGGCAAGGGUUUCUGCCAAUCGAGAACGCUGGCGGUGCACAAGAUCCUGCACAUGGAAGAAUCACCGCACAAGUGCCCGGUUUGUUCGCGGAGUUUUAAUCAGCGAUCGAAUCUGAAGACGCACCUGCUGACCCACACCGACAUCAAGCCGUAUCACUGUGGAACGUGCGGGAAGGUCUUCCGGCGGAAUUGUGACCUCCGGAGGCAUAGCUUGACCCACAAUCUGGGCAGUACCGGGGUCGAGGGGGCGAUGGGGCUGGAUCUGGCUGGCGUUGGCGGAAGUGGCGAGUCCGGAAAUGAUGCAGCCGAUGUGAAUACCGUGGAUCUGAUGGCCUUGGCCGGAGUCGAUUGAUGGAAUGGAAACACAUUUCCACCCCCGAACAAACAAAUUUGUUUCUAGUGGUAAGCUUCCAAUGUUGACACUUUUAGUGAGAUAGGAUCUAGGUAGGCUUCUUUCUUAUAGUUAUUAUUGGCGAACUGAGUGGAGGUUCGUCGUCUGUACUACUUAUGCAUUUAUUGAAGUCUUUUGAUUUUGUGGCAUUAUUUGGCGAUGAUUUUACUGGGUGACGAUGAUAAUCCGUGAUUGUUUUGACAGUUAUUGAUCUUAAUUCAUUUUUUCGUUGUCUCCAAACGGUAAAAAAACCUAUCUAGAAUAAAUUAUAAAAUUAUAACAUCUCUCGCAAAGCUGGAAAUCAAAGAAACAACAGUAUUUAAGCGGGAUAUUUUUUUUAACACCUUCCUGCAAAUUGAGCUUUCACAUAAUUGUUUAAAUAUUAUAAUUUACGAAUACAUCAAGUCAAUCCAUAAAAAUACAUACAUCAAAUUUCAAAUCGAACAUUUGAUUAUUCGUCGUUAUUUGAAGAGAACUGAUUUAAAAAUCUAGGCUUUGCAACUUCCAUUUUUUUUUUAAACUUUACCUCCCACUUUACCAGGCCCGUGAGAAGGACCCGUCCAUGGGAGGGGUUUUUGAAAUUCGAAUUUAGCUAGGAAUAAUAAAAAUUCCAAAAAGGCACAAAAAAUAAGGAAAUCGAUUUCUUUAACAAUUUUUCUUUACUAAUGAACAUCAAACAAAUUCUAAAAUAUAAAAUAAAUUUUAAUAAUACGAUUAAAAAAAGCAAAAUCAAAGUUUCAAAAAAAUGUAAUUUUCGGGAAAUUUUUUACAAAUUAUUCAAGAUGAUGGUUCUUUUUCGGGACUAGAAAUUUUAGCCAAUAUUUUCGACACCACAAAUCGAAUUCGAAUUAAAAUUUAAAAUAAAACCAGAAUUUAAAACUUUGGACAUAAUAAUCAGAGCACAUAAACAGAAAACAUUAAA